GUCACAUUCUUGUCGAAUUAUUUCCCUUACUAGAUUAUAGUGAUUUGUUAAUUAUUUCGAGGUUGUAUUUUUGUUGUACGUUUUUGUUUAAUUUAAUUAUAAAAAAAGAAAUAACUACUGAAUAUAUUGAAUAAUGCCACCAUUAGGUAGUCCCUCUAAAGAGUUGGACUUAAAACAUGAAGAAAAAAUUGUGCAAUUCGUUUCAAAUGUUAGGAAUGGGAAGAUUGAUGGUUCAAAUAAUAUUGCAUUAAAGAUGCUGUUGCUGUUGGAGCAGAUUAUAAGUGAAUGUGAAAAUGCAACAGCACUCGAGUUGAGUGGUUUGGUGCGCGAGGUGGGUCGUCGCGUGUGUCGCGCGCUGCCGCAGGAGCUGGUGGCCGCCAACAUGGUGCGUCGAGUACUACGCGCUAUUAGAGACGAACACCGCGCCGUAUCCGACCAAAAUGGUGGCAGUGCGGAGGGUGCGACAGAAAGUCUUCAGCGGCUAGUGCUAGCGGCGGCGGCUCGACGUGGAACCCUGGGAUCUGCUCAACAAGACCUAAGGGAACCGCUUCGAGAUCAUAUUGCUGAGGUCCGUGCGGAAAUAGAGUCAGGUUGUGGCGCUGUGGCGGCGAUGGCUACUGCCCACGUGCAUGCCGCUGAACUGAUACUGACGCACGGCUCCAGUAGACUGGUGGAGAGAUUCCUGAAGGCGGCCAGGAAACAUACGCACUAUCGCUUACUACUGGCCGAGGGACCCGACGUGAAGGAGAGUCACGGCAUGGCGCUGCGUCUGAGUCUUUUAGGAAUUCCCGUCACCGUCAUAAGCGACGCGUCUAUCGCUGCAGUCAUGUCGCGUGUCAAUAAGGUGGUGAUAGGUGUACGCGCGGUGCUAGCCGGUGGAGCGCUGUUAGCUCGUGCCGGUACACAUGCACUCACUAUCGCAGCCAAACACUACAGCGUGCCGGUGAUAGCGUUAUGUCCAUUGUACAAGCUGAGUCCGCUUCAUGCGUGCGACCACUACGGGUUCAAUGCUCUGGACAACCCUCGAACCUCGCUGUCUUACGAAUUCAGUGAGAGCGGAGACGUUCAUGUUGAAGCUCCUCGUUACGACCUCGUGCCUCCCGAUCAUGUCACCCUCUUCCUCACCAACCUAGGUGGCAGCUCACCAUCCUACAUAUACAGGCUGUUAUCAGAACUGUACGACCCCAAUGAUCAUCAGUUAUAACCUUUUAACAUCAAUAAGAAACUCAUAAGGUAGUGGCACCUAAUAUAGCCCACUGUUUUCAAUUUCAUAUGAUAAAAGACAACUAUACCUAAUACAUUUCCACUGUAAUCUUGCGGUAAAAUGAUUAAUACAAACAUAGGACUGUAAUUUCAACAUAUUUGGUUAUUAAUAAGAUGCGCCGAAUACUGAUUUCGCUGAAUAACCGAAUACCGCAUAGUAAGGUGGUUUAAUUUUUACCGAACAGGAUUUUCGGCCGAAUUAUUCAGUUUACUAUUUUUAUUUAGCCAGAGCAUUACAAAGUGCUCCUUGUAAUAUAGCGAACGAUGAUUUCAGAAAGCAGAGUACCUGUAAGAAGAAUAAACUUUAUAUGGGCAAAAUUAAGCGACACUACCUUACAUUAAAAAAAUACGGUUUAGUCUGUUUCAAAUCGAUUAAAAUACUGUCACUCCAUACGUAAGGUUACAUAUUAAAAAUCAAAACUUACAUUACUUAGUUUAUAACAAGCAUUCAUAACAAUCGGAAGGUGUAUUUCUAUUAAAUUGCUAACUUUUAUGUUGGUAACAAUUCUUUGAUUGAGUCCCCGCUUGACUUGUAAUUUUGGCAGUAAAACUUGUUGACAACGCAAAAGUUGACAAUCCGGUAUAAAUCUGGGUCUCUACCAAAGAAAAAUUGCCUUAACAAAAAACAUGCAAUUUCUCUUUUUCUGUUCAAUUCAGUUCAAAUCAGCUCUUCCUUCAAUUGAAAAUUGUUUCGAAAACACAGUCACUUUGCAUUACCAUAGCU
This is a messenger RNA of Diatraea saccharalis (sugarcane borer), 1987 nucleotides long. The record is from the annotation of a GenBank genome assembly. Lineage: Eukaryota; Metazoa; Arthropoda; Insecta; Lepidoptera; Crambidae.